AUGGGGGUUCCAUCUACAGAGAAGGUUGCUUUUGUCACCGGUGCCAAUGGUAUCAGUGGUUUUUCUAUUAUCGAGCAUCUUGUUCGCCAACCCAAGGAAGAAUGGAGUAAAAUCAUCGUCACCUCAAGAAGACCUCUCCCCAACGCCUGGAUCGAUCCUAGAGUCGAGUUCGUGGCAGUCGACUUUCUCGACCCGGUCAAAACCAUCAUCGCCAAGCUAGAGGAUAUCUGUGCUGAUGUUACCCACACAUUCUUCACCUCUUACGUUCAUCACGACGACUUCAGAGUCCUCCGAGAUAAGAAUGUCCCGCUAUUUCGCAACUUCCUCGAUGCUGUAGAUACAGCUUGUCCGAAUCUACAGCGAGUCUGUCUCCAAACAGGUGGUAAAUACUAUGGUGUUCACCUUGGUCCUGUUAAGAUCCCUCUAGAGGAAUCUUUUCUUCGGUAUGAUGAUAAAGGAUUCAAUUUCUACUACAACCAGGAAGAUUAUCUUAAGGAGGUUCAAGCUCGUCGGAACUCCUGGUCUUGGAAUGUGAUUCGUCCGAAUGCUAUAAACGGUUAUGCACCACAUGCAAAUGGAAUGUCGGAGGUCUUGACAAUUCUCAUUUACAUGCUUAUUUGUCGUGAGCUGGGUCAACCGGCUAACUUCCCUGGAAACGAGUAUUUCUGGAACUCCAUUGACGAUAACUCGUACGCACCCAGUCUUGCAGAUCUAUCUGUCUUCGUGACCUCGCACGAUCAUUGCAAAGACGAGGCUUUUAAUCACGUCAACGGUGAUGUCUUUGUGUGGAAGCACGUUUGGCAGGAUCUUGCAGCUUACUUUGGUAUCGAGGUUCCCGAGCCGAAGUUCGAUAAGGCUGCUGGUCAAGCUAAUACGUUGGCCAAUGAAAUUGACAUGGUUGAAUGGGCAAAGGAUAAGCGUGAAGUUUGGGAACGGGUGGUGAGUAAGUAUGGUGGUAAAGCCGAUGCCUUUGAUUGGGGUACUUGGGGCUUCUUUAACUGGGCAACUGGAAAGUCCUGGAUAACUAUCUCGUCUGUCAACAAAGCGAGAAAGUUUGGCUGGCAUCGGAAUGAUAAGACUUUCGAUACGUGGAUUGAGACUUAUCGGUCUUUUGAGAAUGCUGGAGUACUUCCUUCGCGUCGGGCAUUGUUGAAAGAUAACUGA
Penicillium malachiteum is the source of this 1164-nucleotide messenger RNA. RefSeq names its product SDR family oxidoreductase. Bases 1 to 1164 code for a protein of 387 amino acids. The record is from RefSeq and is a predicted model, not a curated record. The transcript has 4 exons. Lineage: Eukaryota; Fungi; Ascomycota; Eurotiomycetes; Eurotiales; Aspergillaceae.